Messenger RNA from Gymnogyps californianus (California condor), 360 nucleotides. It is a transcript of the gene ELOB, whose product is annotated as elongin B. Gene Ontology annotation, molecular function: protein binding. Gene Ontology annotation, biological process: transcription elongation by RNA polymerase II. The record is from RefSeq and is a predicted model, not a curated record. Gene Ontology annotation, cellular component: VCB complex; elongin complex. NCBI's taxonomy places the organism in Eukaryota, Metazoa, Chordata, Aves, Accipitriformes, Cathartidae.
AUGGAUAUCUACUUGAUGAUUUGCUGUCACAAGACAACAAUCUCCACUGAGACCAAAGAGACAACAACUGUGCAUAAGUUGAAAAAGGUGGUGGCGGGAAUACUGAAGAGCUCACCAGAGGAGGAGCAGUGGCUCUACAAAGAUGACCAGCUGCUGGAUGAUGAUUAUAGGACUUUGUUAGACUGUGGCUUAAGCAGCCAAAGCUGCUGUCCUCAUAUUCCUGCCACAGUGGGCUUGGCUUUAUUCAGACCUGGCAAUGGCACCUUUGAACCACUGCAUAGCGACCCCUUCUCAAGCACCCCAGAGCUACCUGAUGUUAGGAUCACAGGCAGCAGCUCUAGUGAGCAAGCCUUGCGUUAA